AUGUAUGCACGCAGGAGGUGGAAGCAGGUCCAGUACAUGUCAGACUUGUUCUGGAAGAGAUGGGUUAAGGAGUACUUACCUCAGUUGCAGGAGCGGCAGAGAUGCUGUGACACUCUGCACACCGACACCGUCGACAGUUCCAUCACCUGCAGCCGCUCAGCUGACCGCUGUGAGCUCCUGAAUCAGCCCCCCUUCGAUGCUUGUCACCAACACAUCGACACGGACGCCUACGUGGCCGCCUGCAACAACACUUUGUGCGUCUACCCGGCGGUGGACGGUCUCCACUGCCAGUUUCUGGAGGCCUACGCCGAGUCCUGCAGCCUGAAGGAGGUCCCACUGGGGGACUGGAGGACAACGGUCCAAUGCCCUGCUGUCCCUCAGGUCUCCUGUCUGGACCAGUACUGCAGUGAGCACGAGUUCUGUGGAGAUCGCCUCGGUGAAGCCAGCUGCUUCUGUCGGGCCUUGUUUGCCUCCAAGUUCAACCCGACCAACGCUUUAGGCGAGCAGACAGUCUGCACGCAGAACUCUGCCACUGUGACUCUGGCUGAAUGUCUGCUGCAGGACCGAGGCAUCAACUCCUCCGUCCUCCACCUCAAUGACCCCAACUGCAAAGGUCACUUGGACCCACAAACCCACAUGGUGGAGUUCAGCUUCGACAGCAGUGACACCUGUGGGGGUGAGGUUUCGAUGAACAACAGCCAAAUCCUCUACAAGAACACCAUCAUGACGAGGAACGGCUCUCAGAACGGCGUCAUCACCCGGAAAGACCAAGUACAGAUCGACUUCUCCUGCUUCUACACAAAGCCAGACGUCCAGAGCCUGUCCUUCAGGAUCAAAGACAGCUCUGUGGUACUGCAGGUCGUAUCCGGACCUUGGAACUACACCCUGACGAUGGCCGCCUACACCGACGGAGGACUCCAGAACCUCGUGGAGUCGAGCAGCGAGCUCCAGCUGAACCAGAAGGUGUGGCUGCAGCUGAAGGCGGACGGGCUGGACGGCGACGCUGUUGCCAUGGUGACCGACUCCUGCUGGGCCACCACCCAGCCGUCCACCGACAGCAGCCCGCGAUACGACCUCGUCAUCGCCGGAUGCCCCAACAAAGCCGACCAGACGGUGACGGUGGAGGGAAACGGACUGGGAACCUCCAACGUCUUCUCUUUCAACGUGUUCCAGUUCUCUGGAGAAACAUCUGCCAUCUACCUGCACUGCAAAGUGGAGCUGUGCCCCAGAGAGGGAACAACCUGUGCUCCGACCUGCCCUGCAAGCAGUAAAAGGAGGCGCAGGUCUUCCAGGUCCAACACUGCAGCCCUCAUCACUAUGGCCUGGAGUAAUUAAAGACCGCUCCCUUCUGACCUUUGACCUGCUGAUUCCUGACAGAAGCUCCAUCAACCAGCCUCAAACCUCACGGCUCUUCAACAGAUGUUUGAAGAUGUUGCUGCUGUGAAACAACGCUGGCAGGUCUUCAUUUGGUCACCUGGGACGAUGCUUUCAUUCAUUCUUUAUACAUCCAAUGAUUCUUGCUAAUUAUUACGAGAUUUAGAAAAUUUAGAAAAGAUGUAACAUAAUCUCUGGUGAAAUAAAUGAUAGAAAAAUAGAAUGAAAAACCAAUCAAAGAGGGUUUUAAGGGUCUGGUAUUUUAAUAUAUAUUGAAUCACUUCUUUAAACCUGAAUGGUACCUGGUGGAAGCAGAAACAGAAUCUUCUUCCGACUGAAGCUUUGUAGAACAAGUGCAAGCAAAACAUGUCUGUGAAUACUGAAUAUUAAUUAGUAGAUGGAAUUCACACUGAAUGAAGUUCAAACUGUUGUACUAUUACUAUGAGCAAAAGAAAACUAAUAUAAAAAUAUAUAAUAAAGGGAGUGGGAAAACCAACAUGAGUGUCAUUGAUUUUUCAAUAUUUUGAAGCAUCUAAAUGCAGAGUCAUCAAUAUAAUUAUUUCAAUCGUAGCAUUCUGUAACAUCCAGAUCAUUAGAACUGUAUAGAUUAAACCACUCUGCCAUUUUGUGAAGUUUACAAAAACCUUAAGUUUUACUUAGUUGAUUUUAGACUGUUUAGACUGUUCUAAAUAAAGGUUGUUUUGUUUUGUGUUUGUUAAUUUAUACAUUAAUAUGAACGAUAUUUACAGCUUGGAGGACUUGAAUAUAUAAGAAAUCCA
This is a messenger RNA of Pungitius pungitius (ninespine stickleback), 2153 nucleotides long. RefSeq names its product alpha-tectorin-like. The record is from RefSeq and is a predicted model, not a curated record. The transcript is spliced from 10 exons. The coding region runs from base 1 to 1335 and encodes 444 amino acids. Lineage: Eukaryota; Metazoa; Chordata; Actinopteri; Perciformes; Gasterosteidae.